ACUUGUAAACAGAAUGCGUGGUGUACCUUUUAGAGCAAUACACAAAUAUUCAAAAGACUGGUAAUCACCAAGUAACACUUGCUUGCAUUGAAAGGCAUCUUUGAAUAAAGCAGCUAUUCCUCCACCUCUUCUAACAGCUCUACAGACACUUAUAAAAGUAUAGUUGGGUGGGGCUGAUUCUUUAGCCGUGUUUGCACUAUCGCGCCUCAAGCGGGCAUGCUAGUGCCUGCCGCGGCUGUCGCGUUUGCAUUGUAACUUCCGGGGCAUGAUCGUGCUUCGCGGGUGCUUCGCUGGGGCUUAAGGCCCGGCUUUUCUGGCCCGCCGAAUACCUUGGGCCAGACAAGGCCAGGUAGGGCUUAAGGCGUGGUUAAGGUCAGAGGCGGAGUUUGUUUGAGUCAGGUAAAAGCGUCUGUGGCAAGAUUGUCAGUUUCAUAUGUCGCUAUCUUUACAUUUCAAUGAUGGAAAACCGACAGUACUGGUCUGCUGAACACACCAGAGCUCUUUUAACCAUAUGGGCAGAAGAUAAUGUGCAACGGCAGUUUGACGGAGUAUGCAGAAACGAGGAUGUAAUGAAAUAUAUCGUCGCCGAACUUGCAAAAAUAAACAUCCAACGCACCACGAGCCAGGUACGGGAGAAACUGAAAAAACUGCGGGCGCAAUAUAAAUCUGUUAAAAUACACAAUGGACGGAGCGGUGCACAGCGGAAAACCUUUCCAUGGUUUGAUUUAAUGGACGAAGUUCUGGGGCAUCGGCCAUCUGUUAGUGGAGAGACGACCCGUAAUUCGAUGCCAAGUACAGCCGAUACGACAGAGUUGUCUUCCCAGAUUGAUCUUUUUGACUCGGAGGUUGAGUCUGGACCGUCAACACCACCACUGCAAACGUCCACGCCUGAGAGAAACGAAGCUGUAGUGGAGGUGUCAGGAAUCAGAGGAGGAUCACAUCAUAUUCCAGAUCGAACCAGACCAGAGACUCGGAAGCGAAAGGCAGCGAUGACAGCCUCCAGGGAAUUUAUCCAAAGUUUGCAGGACAUGUCCCAACGCCAGGCGGAGGAAGAGCGAGAUCUGAGGCUACAAUGUACAAAUGAAGAAUUAAAGAUGCGUAGAGAAGAGAUGGAGGUUGAUGCACAACUUCGGCGUGAGGAGAUGGCACGAAGGCAGAAAGACUCUGAGGCGUUUGCUCUUGUCCUUGCGAAUUUGGCUGCAGCACUGCUCCAGAAGUAAAGCAACAUAUUUCUGGAGUUGGACAUUGUUUUAGCAAUUACUUAUUUUUAUUUUUUUCAAAGCAUCUUCAUUUUGUGUUGUUAAAGCCCAUUUUUAAUGUAAAUAUUUUGUUUUGACUUGGCUCUUUGUAAAGCACCUACCUUAUGUUUGUGAUUUUGUUUAUGGCAUCUUGUCAGUUUUCCUUGCACUAAAUGAUACAU
Messenger RNA from Paramisgurnus dabryanus, 1420 nucleotides. RefSeq lists its product as uncharacterized. NCBI's taxonomy places the organism in Eukaryota, Metazoa, Chordata, Actinopteri, Cypriniformes, Cobitidae. The record is from RefSeq and is a predicted model, not a curated record.